Molecule: messenger RNA, 3372 nt
Organism: Nymphaea colorata (pocket water lily)
Lineage: Eukaryota; Viridiplantae; Streptophyta; Magnoliopsida; Nymphaeales; Nymphaeaceae
Product: ubiquitin carboxyl-terminal hydrolase 5
Exons: 14
Coding region: 57-2903 (948 amino acids)
Biological process (GO): protein deubiquitination
Molecular function (GO): cysteine-type deubiquitinase activity
Source: RefSeq, a predicted model, not a curated record
GAACGUUGCCCGCUUGAAUCUAGGAGAGAGAGGGGGGAAGCGAGGAAGCGAAUGCGAUGGAGAGCUCAUCGUGCGUCUCGGAGAUGACGCCGGAAGAGGAGAUGGCGGUGAUCAGGGAGAUCAUCGACUCUUCGGAGUCACGGGUCAAAGAGGGCGACUCUUUCUACCUCAUUACCCUAAGGUGGUGGCAAGAAUGGCUUGACUAUGUUCAUCGUGGGAUAUCGGGUGUUGCUAACAAUGCUUCCUCUUCAUGUGCUAAUGAUUGUGAAUUGGAAGAUUCUACUAUUUCAAAGAGGCCUUCACGCAUUGACAAUUCAGAAUUGAUAUAUGAUAUGGCAUGUGAAGAGGAGCCUGAGACAAGUGCAGAAUUGCAUGACAGCCUAACAGAAGGGCAUGACUUUAUAUUACUUCCUGAAGAAGUUUGGAAGCAAUUAUACAUUUGGUAUGGUGGGGGCCCAACCUUGUCCAGAAAGGUGAUUAGUUCAGGUUCUCCUGAGACCGGAUUGUGUGUAGAAAUCUAUCUUCUUCGCCUUCUGCUAAUUCUUAUGCCAAAAGGAGAACAGGCAUUCAUAAGAAUAAGUAAACAGGAGACCAUUGGAGAACUCUGUAAAAGGGCGUGUGACAUAUUUGAUCUGACAGCAGACCAGAUAUGCAUUUGGAACUAUUAUGGCCAUAAGAAACAAGCCUUGAUGAAUGAUAUGGAUAAAACACUCAAUGAUGCUAAUAUAAAGAUGGACCAGGAGAUUUUGUUGGAGUUGAAUGAUGAUGGGGUGGCUUGUGGUGGUUGCAUGAGUUCCGUGCAGGAUAAUGGCUCUGCUGGGAAAGAAUCUGCUUCUCUCUUGGCAGAGCCUUGUAAGUCAAAUGUGUCUAUUGCUGGAGGUUUAUCCGCAAGCAAAGGUGUUACCAGAAGUUGCAGCUCAGAGAUAUCACAGAGUCAAUUUCUAGCUUCUCCGAUGGGCGAAGUUGAUGGUUCAGAGGGAACAAAUGGUGUGGUAGUGAGGGGAAGCACAGGCGGUUUGACUGGAUUGCUGAAUCUUGGAAACACUUGUUUCAUGAAUAGCGCAAUUCAGUGUCUUGUGCAUACACCAGAGUUUGCUAGAUACUUUCGCGAAGAUUAUCAUCAAGAAAUAAACUGGCAGAACCCUUUGGGAAUGGUUGGUGAACUUGCGAUGGCCUUUGGAGAGCUGCUGAGAAAAUUGUGGUCUCCUGGACGUGCACCCGUCUCUCCUCGGCCCUUUAAGACAAAAUUAGCUCGCUUUGCACCUCAAUUCAGUGGGUACAAUCAGCAUGACUCACAGGAGCUCUUGGCAUUUUUGUUAGAUGGACUUCAUGAAGACCUGAAUCGUGUAAAAUUCAAGCCUUAUAUAAAGUCAAAGGAUGCUGAUGGUAGGCCAGAUGAAGAAGUUGCUGAUGAAUAUUGGGCAAAUCAUAUUGCACGAAAUGAUUCCAUAAUUGUUGAUGUUUGUCAAGGUCAAUACAAGUCAACAUUAGUUUGCCCUGUUUGUGGGAAGGUUUCUAUUACUUUUGAUCCUUUCAUGUACCUUUCACUUCCAUUACCAUCAACAAAAACCCGCUCGAUGACACUCAUGGUCUUCACUAGUGAUGGAAGUGCACUUCCAACACCAUGCACUGUAACCGUGGCCAAGCAUGGUAAAUGCAAAGAUCUAAUCCAAGCAGUUAGCAGUGCUUGCUCAUUGAAAACAGGGGAGAAGCUUCUACUUGCAGAGAUCCGCAGUCAUUUGAUUCACCGUUUCCUGGAUGAUCCUUUAGUCUCCCUAUCCACCAUAAAGGAUGAUGAUCACCUCGCUGCAUAUAAGCUUCCAAAAUUUGAAAAGAACACAACUUUUCUGCAAUUAAUACACCGUCGGCAAGAUGUGGAGCCUAAUAAUGCUCACAGCAAGAUGGUCUGGAAACCUUAUGGGACGCCCCUUGUUGCACCCAUCUUACAAGAUGUUAAUACGAGAGGGGAUAUUCAAAAAAUUGUUCGGGUGAUGCUUGCUCCCAUGCGAAGAGCCGAAAGGUCAGAGCCAUCAGAACCAGAGAAAGCAAAAGUGGCAGCAGAGCAAGUCUCUGAAGGGCUUCAUGGAAGAGAUGAAUGUUCAGCUUGUCCAAUGGGAAAGGAGCAAAACGGUCAGGAAGAGGCCAGUUCCAUCAAGCUGCCUCUUCAAUUGGUAGAUGAGAACAAUGUCUGCAUUGAUCUAUCCAUUGGAGAAGAUAAACCGAUCCGGCUUUCAACUUCUUCAUCAUCCAUUUUAGUCUUUAUUGAUUGGUCUGAGAAAGAUUUAGAGAAGUAUGACACCCAUUAUCUUGACAAUCUACCAGAAGUAUUCAAAUAUGGAAAUGUCAAUAAGAAGUCACGCACAGAGCCGCGUGCAGAGUCACUAUCGUUGUAUACUUGCUUGGAGGCUUUCCUGCGAGAAGAGCCUUUGGUACCUGAAGAUAUGUGGUAUUGUCCGCAGUGCAAAGAGCGGAGACAAGCAAGCAAAAAGCUGGAUCUAUGGAGGCUUCCAGAAGUGCUAGUAAUUCAUUUAAAAAGGUUUUCCUACAGCAGAUCUGUAAAACAUAAACUGGAAAACUUUGUCAACUUCCCUAUCCAUGACCUCGACUUGACCAACUACGUAGCAAACAAGAAUAGUGGUCGCCGGCAGCUCUAUGAGCUCUACGCGUUGAGUAACCACUAUGGUGGCAUGGGAAGUGGACAUUAUACUGCACACAUUAAGAUUCUAGAGGAGAACAGGUGGUAUAACUUCGAUGACAGUCAUAUAUCUACGAUAACUGAGGAAGAAGUGAAGUCGGCUGCUGCUUAUGUAUUUUUCUACAGAAGAGUCAAGGGAGAAGCUGGGUCCACGAGUAACGGAUCUAUCUCUCCUGCAGAACAGGAGAAACUUUCUUGCAAGAAGUAGUUCAAUGCAGUACGAGUGAUAAGCGUUUAAGCCAUAGAGCAGUCAACUGGUAUUUGCUUGAGUUGUUGGCAAGGGAACAUGCUUGUUGAGUGUGCUUUCGCAUACAUGUUAGCAUGUCACAUUGUCGGCUGAUGCAUGGUGGGCGGAUUACACGCCAAGAUGGAGUGCAUGCAACGGCUAGACAAAAUUUUCAUAGCCAUGCAAAUGAGCCGAUUUCUGAAAGCAUCAUGGAUCCUAAAGCAUGGGGACGGUUGGACGGUGCUACAAUUUUUUGAAGCUCAUGCCGUGUAUCUCUGGUUUGUAGAUUAGCAGAAGAAAGCUGAUAUAUCUUACUUAUGCAGAUGGUUAUUGGCCACUAUUUGGACAAUCAAAAUUAUUCAUAUGAAUUACUUGGGCUAAUACUAUCUACUUUUAUAUAUAUAUAGAACAAUGACUCUGCAUAAAUAAAGUCAUCCAGUCAUUUAAUCAA